ACCUGCGUUGUUUCCCAUCGCAACGUUUACACUCUAAAUUCUUUCCUGUAAAUACAAUCUGGAAACGUAAAAAAAACGCGAACAGGAUAAGUGGAAAUUUUCAACUGUUAGUAACUGUUUAUUGAAAACAAUGCCGAAAGCAAGUGACAGCCUGUGGGAGAUUGCCGUGGCCGAGGUGCAGAGCCGAGAGAUUGGAGGCAGCGGGGAGGAGGGAAUGGAGGUGGAGGUCGGGGAGAGAGCCGUGUUCUUCAUGGGCAACAAGAGCGGGGGCAAGACAUCGAUCAUUCUGAGGUGUCUCGACAGAGACGAGGCACCGAAACCCACUUUAGCACUGGAGUACACUUUCGGAAGGAGAGCAAGAGGACACAACACGCCAAAAGACAUUGCUCAUUUUUGGGAAUUAGGUGGAGGUUCCUCACUCUCAGAUCUCAUACAGAUUCCCAUCACGACCGACAAUGUAAGGUCUCUGUCUGUCGUUGUUGUUGUGGACCUCUCGAAACCCAGUGAUCUCUGGCUCACCAUAGAGAAGCUCCUGCAGGUGACUGGAGCGCAGGUGAACAAGGUCUUCACUGAGCUGAUGAAGAGCGACACCAAAGCCAACAAAGAGAUGAGACAGCGAGGCGCAAGGACUCUGCCAAAGGACUAUCCGGACCGUGAGUUCAUUGAUCCGUUCCCUGUUCCUCUGCUUAUAAUAGGAAGCAAGUUUGAUAUUUUUCAGGAUUUUGACUCGGAGAAGAGGAAGGUCAUUUGCAAGACACUGCGAUUCAUCGCGCAUUAUCAUGGAGCCUCAUUAGUUUUCACCAGCAUCAAGACUGAAAGUCUAAUGUCUAAAACACGGAGUCUGAUUAAUCACCUCGCGUUCGGAACAGAAAGAGGUAAAUCUGUAUCCUUAGACCAGAACAAGCCAUUGUUAAUCCCUGCUGGGAUGGAUUCACUGGGUCAGAUUGGUUCUCCCCCUGCCUCUGAUGCUGAUAUUGGGAAGCUGCAGGCUAAGACCCCCCCGGACCUGUGGAAGAAGGUGUACGAGAAGCUGUUCCCACCCCAGAGUACCAGCGCUCUGAAAGACAUCAAAGACCCAGCCAAAGAUCCACAGUAUUCUGAACCUGAGAUCGAUGCAAUGAGAGCACAGAAGGACCAGGAACUGGAACAAUACAAGAGGAACGCAUCAAAGUCCUGGAAAGGGAUGGACCUGGAUUCUCGGCACAGUUAGGAUUUGCACUUCCAUGCUCAUCACAGAGCGCCUCGAUUCUCUAGUUAAGAGCAAAGAUUCUGUGAUCCCUGUGUCAAUGGGUGAUGCAUCUCCAAAAAACAAUCACACUGCUGUGCAGCGUUUGUGUUUCACAGAGAGCUACAAACACAAUGACUGUGUUCAUCAAGUAGUGUCUCCCAACACUGUGAUGCAGGAAGAGUUUGAAAGCACACCCUGUGUAUAUACCAUUAAUAUUUUGUUAUAAUAGUAAUUGAAUAAACUAUACACAAAUGCAUUUUAUAUAAUACUUUUUUUGUGGAUUUAUGUUACGGAGUGCAUAACAACAGUACAUUUUUGGAAAACACAUUUUAGUGAUCGGGGCAGAGAAUACUUCUUGAGCAUUCAUCUAGUAUAGUGGUUAUUCCACAAAUAACCGAAUCAAUUGCAAGCAGGUUGCUUAUGUCUGUUGCUAUAAGUGAAGUAAGCACAGGCCUCCAUUUGAAAUUAGAAGGAGACAAACCUCAGACAGAGGGUCUGAGUAGUGAGUGUAUGGAAUAGGUUACCAAGCCACGCUAUUGCUGCUUAAUCUUAAAAAAAAAAAAAAAAAGAAAACAACAAAAAAACAGUAAGGUAAAGUUGUGGGUCAAUCUGCUGCUACUGAGGAACCAGACUAGCAUUGAUGGGGGUAAAUGGCCUCCACUCAUUCAUAACAUUUCUCAUAUUUGUAGGUAAGAUCACGUACAUAGAAAAACAGUGAAAAGCACUGUUCCAUUUCCACUGAGCAAUGGGCUUGCUCAGAAAGAAUGUAGAGGGUGCAGAAUACAGGACAGAUCAGAGGGUGCAGAAUACAGGACAGAUCAGAGGGUGCAGAAUACAGGACAGAUCAGAGGAUGCAGAAUACAGGACAGAUCAGAGGGUGCAGAAUACAGGACAGAUCAGAUGGUGCAGAGGGUGCAGAAUACAGGACAGGUCAGAUGGUUCAGAGGGUGCAGAAUAAAGGACAGAUCAGAAGGCAAUCUUGUGCAGAAGCAAGGUGUUUCUAAUGGUCCAAGAAUGUUACUAACCCACAUGAUAAACCCCCUUAAGAAACAGAUUCAUAUAGUUCACAAUAAUAACAUAUUUUUAUUUAAUAAUUGUUUAAUAUAUAUUUUUUACAUUUACAGUACAC
Messenger RNA from Polyodon spathula (Mississippi paddlefish), 2357 nucleotides. Its product is annotated as cytoplasmic dynein 2 light intermediate chain 1-like. Lineage: Eukaryota; Metazoa; Chordata; Actinopteri; Acipenseriformes; Polyodontidae. The coding region runs from base 131 to 1210 and encodes 359 amino acids. Gene Ontology annotation, molecular function: dynein heavy chain binding. The record is from RefSeq and is a predicted model, not a curated record. Gene Ontology annotation, cellular component: ciliary basal body; axoneme; cytoplasmic dynein complex. Gene Ontology annotation, biological process: intraciliary transport involved in cilium assembly; intraciliary retrograde transport. The transcript has 13 exons.